CCAGCACAGGAUGUCCUACUCCAGCGAGUCCUGCGGCGUGAGCUGCCCCCAGCCCAUCGCGGAGAGCUCCAACGAGCCAUGUGUGCAGCAGUGCCCUGACUCCAGAGCCCUGAUCCUGCCCCCGCCGGUGGUGGUGACCAUCCCGGGCCCCGUGCUCAGCAGCUUCCCUCAGGAGAGCGUUGUGGGAUCGUCUGGCCCAGCCUGGCUGGGGCGUUCCUUCAGUUCCCGCAGCUCCCAGGGCUACGGGGGCUCCUUUGGGCUGGGAGGUUCUGGGAGUUCUGGGGGCUCCCUGGCCUUGGGGGGCUCCUUUGGGUCAGGAGGUUAUGGGGGCUCCCAGGGCAAUUGGGGCUCCUUUGGCUAUGGGGGCUCGUUUGGGUUGGGAGGUUAUAGGGGCUCCCAGGGCUAUGGGGGUUUCUCAGGCUAUGGGGGCUCCCUGGGGGGCUAUGGGGGCUCCCGGGGCUAUGGGGAUUCCUUUGGCCUGGGAAGCUGUGGGGGCUAUGGGGGCUCCCAGGGCUAUGGGGGUUCCCUUGGCUACGGCCGUUCCCUGGGUUAUGGAGGUGACAUUGGCUAUGGGGGCUCCCUGGGGGGCUAUGGGGGCUCCUUUGGCAAUUGCGGGAGGUCCUACAGCUCUGGUUUCUCCUCGCGGGGCCUGGGCUAUUCCCUGCCUGGCUCCCAGAGAUGGGGCAGGUCCCGCCGCGGGAGCUGUGGGGUUUUCUAAAGCUGCUCUGGCAGUGCCCGCCCCCAGAGGCAGUGCCAGCCCUGGAGCCCAGCCUGGGCCAUGGGGACACCUGGCAGGAGCCGCUGGCAGUGGCAGUUGAGUGUGCCCUGGGUGUGCCCUGAGCCCUCCAUCCCCUCGGGAUACCUGAGCCCUCCAUCCCCUCUCUGUGCCCAGAGCUCUCCAUUCCCUUGGGACACCCUGAGCCCUCCAUCCCCUCUCUGUGCCCUGAGCCCUCCAUCCC
Molecule: messenger RNA, 959 nt
Organism: Vidua chalybeata
Lineage: Eukaryota; Metazoa; Chordata; Aves; Passeriformes; Viduidae
Product: scale keratin-like
Exons: 1
Coding region: 11-718 (235 amino acids)
Cellular component (GO): intermediate filament
Molecular function (GO): structural constituent of cytoskeleton
Source: RefSeq, a predicted model, not a curated record